AUGGCUUCCUCCUCGUUUUCCGCCGUGGUCGUAUGGCCAAACGCACCGCUCACAGACUCCCUCGUCAAAAAGGCUUUGUCCCAGUUCCAUCCAAAAUAUCUCCAAUUCCCAGAAGAUGACGACGCCAUCGUCCAGUGGUCCAGCUACGAUGUUAUCGACCACGAACUCCUCCUCACCCGUCCAUCCCAUGUCCUCGCUUCAAGUUACAUCUUCCGCAAAGCCCUCAUUCGAAAACACUUUUUAUCUCGCAUCGUCCAUGCCUAUUGCAUCAAAAAUCCCGAUACCAUCUUGAAAACCGCCUUUCCUCUGACCUAUGAACUCGAAAUAUCAUUUGCCGAUGAGCUUGAUGAGAUGUGGACGGACGAGCUCUGGGAACUGGGAGAGCGCCUCGAUAGCGAUGAUACCUGGUGGAUCUUAAAGCCCGGCAUGGCUAAUCGCGGUAUGGGCAUCCGCCUCUUCGACAGCAAGGAUCAAUUACAGCAAAUUUUCGAAGACUUUGAGGAGGAAGACGAUACUGAUGACGAUGACACCAAGGGGAACGAUACAUCCGUCGUAACGUCCCAGCUUCGCCACUUUAUUAUCCAGGAAUAUAUCCCAGAUCCUUUGCUCUUCGACCCUCGCGAAGUUUCCCAGGAGAAAAACCUCGAGAUAAACUGUCUACAGGGCCAUAAAUUCCAUUUAAGAGUUUAUUGCGUUGCAACUGGUGCCCUCAAGCUAUAUCUCUAUGACAGGAUCUUGGCGUUAUUUGCUUCUCUUCCAUAUGGUCCACCGACCUUUGAAGUUAUUGAACCAGACGAACCACCAGUUAUCAAUCUCCAGCAUCACCUAACCAACACCUCGCUGCAAGCUGAGAAGGGAGAAGAGAAUGUCCGGUUGUUGGACGAGCUCGACGGAUGCCAGAUUCUGUCAGGAGAUGGAGAGCAUGGAAAAUUCACAUCUGCUGAUAUCAAGUUUCUCAUUAACCAGAUGGGAGAGGUUUUGUCCGAGACCUUCAAGGCAGCCCUCGAGAACCCCAUCCACUUCCAGGCCAUUCCCAACGCUUUCGAAUUGUAUGGUGUGGAUUUCCUGGUCUCUCAUUCACCCAACUCGCCAUCGCCCUUCUCGGUCAAGUUGCUCGAGAUCAAUGCUGAGCCAGCUAUCGAGCUGACCGGUCCCCGUCUAACCUGGAUCCUGGAAGAUCUUUUCAAGUCCAUUGCUGAAGUCUCUAUCAAACCAUUCUUCGCCCCCAACAAGGAGAACGACUGGCCAGUUGGCGAGACUCGACACCACCUUCUCAAGUGUCUUGAUGUUUCUGUGAUGCGAUUCGACUGAGCUUUUUUUCUGAUUUGGAUGGAACAAUAUCUA
Molecule: messenger RNA, 1344 nt
Organism: Coprinopsis cinerea okayama7#130
Lineage: Eukaryota; Fungi; Basidiomycota; Agaricomycetes; Agaricales; Psathyrellaceae
Product: tubulin-tyrosine ligase
Exons: 5
Coding region: 1-1311 (436 amino acids)
Biological process (GO): protein modification process
Cellular component (GO): P-body
Source: RefSeq, a predicted model, not a curated record